This is a messenger RNA of Drosophila ananassae, 8072 nucleotides long. RefSeq names its product MAP kinase-activating death domain protein (gene Rab3-GEF). Gene Ontology annotation, molecular function: guanyl-nucleotide exchange factor activity. The coding region runs from base 383 to 6796 and encodes 2137 amino acids. Gene Ontology annotation, cellular component: cytosol. Gene Ontology annotation, biological process: regulation of apoptotic process; regulation of Rab protein signal transduction. The transcript has 23 exons. NCBI's taxonomy places the organism in Eukaryota, Metazoa, Arthropoda, Insecta, Diptera, Drosophilidae. The record is from RefSeq and is a predicted model, not a curated record.
UGGGGUGGGUUUCUGGUUUCGGCUGUCGGCUGUUGGUAAGGGGCGUCCUUUGGCUUUGCUGGCCGCUGAUACCGUUAGCAAAUUCAGUCACACCACGGCCAGCGCGCAGUAAGCACCAGAGACCACGUCAAGGCGCAGCUGAAAGCCCGAGGAGAGAGAACCUGCAACACGAGAAAGCCAGGGGACGCGCAGGGGCGCCCAGAAACACAAAGUUACAGUUACUGUUGUUAUUUUUUUGCUGUUUUUGUUGUUUUUUAUUGCCAAGAAUCGCACCCAGUGUCAGUGCUACGAGCUCGCCUCAAAAAUGUAAAGUAAAGCCGAGAGCCAGAGUCCCAAAGCCUAGCAAUAAUUAGUGAUCUUAGCCGCAGAACCCAAGCGCAGGAUGUCGGACCAGCAGAGAGCCUCCCUGUGUCCCCGCCUGGUGGAUUACAUGGCCAUUGUGGGGGCCCACACGACGCCGCCCAUGCCGAAGGGCCUCCAGGGCCUCAAGGCCCCUCCCGUGCAGGUGCCCGAUCUACUGCGACGGUAUCCGCCCUCCGAUCAUGCCGACUUCCCCCUGCCCCUGGACAUGGUCUACUUCUGCCAGCCGGAGGGCUGCACCAGCGUAGGACCCCGGCGCACGGGAUCCGCCAUCCGGGACAUGACCUCCUUCGUCUUCGCCCUGACGGACAAGGACUCGGGCAAGACGCGCUACGGCAUCUGCGUGAACUUUUACAGGCCCAUCGAGCGUCCCAGCUCCGCGGCUGGAGGGGCGGGAGUUGGGGGCGACCGGUCGGGCAACGGUGGCGGUCACGGAGGUGGCGGCGGAGCUGGAGGCGGUGGCGGCGGUGGCCGGGGCGGCAGGCGCUCCUCGGCCUUCAGACGCGAGUCCUGGCGGAAGAGCAUGGAGCGCAGCUCGGACUCCGCUUUUAGCAGUUACGGCCUCUUAACUACUUCUAGCGACUACAGAAGUAACGUAGCGCCCAGCGAUUCGGACCGUGAACUAACCUCGCGCCGCGACUCCGACCAGCAGCGGCUGCACCACCAGUCGCAGCACCACCACCAGGGCCACCACGGCCACCCCGGCCAUCCGGGCCACCACCACGUGCCCAAGCUCGGCCUGAUGGCCCCCUCGGCGGACUCGGAGUCGGGGGGCAGCCACUCGCCCUCGCCGCGCGCCUCGCGGAAGCGGACGAAGCUGCGCAACCAGUCGCUCACCUCGCUCUGCAUCAUCUCGCACCACCCGUUCUUCACCACCUUCCGGGAGUGCCUGUUCAUCCUGAAGAAGCUGAUCGAUGCCUGCAACGAGUCCUCCUCCCCGAAGCGGGUGGGCGCCUCCCAGAAGAUCAACAGGGACAAUGUGUGGACGGUGCUGACGGGACAUGCCAGCGAGGCCACGCCCUCGAUUGUCCUGCACGAUGUGCGGGAGAUCGAGACCUGGAUCCUGCGACUGCUCUCGACUCCGGUCCCAGUUCCAGGUUCCACCAGAGUAGAGGUCGAGGUACUAUCCCCCACGGUGCACGAACCCUUGCUCUUCGCCCUGCCAGACCACACACGCUUCUCGCUGGUGGACUUUCCGCUCCACCUGCCCCUGGAGCUGCUCGGCGUGGAGACCUGCCUGAAGGUCUGGACCCUGAUCAUGCAGGAGAACAAGGUGCUGUUCCAGUCGCGCGACUACAACGCCCUGUCGAUGUCGGUCAUGGCCUUCGUCACCAUGCUGUAUCCCCUGGAGUACAUGUUUCCGGUGAUCCCGCUCCUGCCCACCUGCCUGAGCUGCGCGGAACAGUUGCUGCUGGCGCCCACUCCUUUCGUGAUCGGAGUGCCGGCCUCCUUCCUGGUCUACAAGAAGAACUUCCGCCUACCGGAUGAUAUCUGGGUGGUGGACCUGGACUCCACCAAGCUGACGCCGCCAACUGGGGGCUAUGAGGAGAUACCACCGCUACCUGAGCCAGAGGGCACCAUCCUGAAGAACCACCUGAAGCAGGCUAUGCUACUGAUGGAUGAAGCUGGACUUGGUGCACUCACUUCGAUGACGGCCACCAACCAGGCGGUGUCCUCCCAGCAGCUCCUGCCAUCCGUGCGGGAUAGUCUUCAGGAGCCGCCCUUGCUGGGGGUCUCCCAAGUCCGGCUGCCACUGCAGACGCCUCCCCACUCGGCCCAGGCUAGCCAGAGGAACUCCGUGUCCGCCCAGGGCACCAUCAGUUCUCGACAGCCCAGUCCGAUGAAUUCGCCGGCUCUGAAUCCCUUCGUCUACGGAACGGAUGUCGACUCCGUGGACGUAGCCACCCGAGUGGCCAUGGUGCGGUUCUUCAACGCCCAGAACACACUGGCCAACUUUGCGGAGCACACGCGCACUCUGCGCCUCUAUCCGCGUCCGGUGGUCGCCUUCCAGAUCAACAGUUUCCUGCGGUCCAGGCCGAGGGCCUCCCAGUUCCUCAACCAGUUUGCCCGCACCCAGGCCGUGGAGUUCCUGGCGGAGUGGUCUCUGACCCCCACCAACGUGGCCUUCCUGCGGGUCCAAACCGGAGUGAUGGACCCCAUGCAGGUGGGUGACAAGCCCAAGUGGUUCGCCCACGCCCUGACCCCCAUCCGGUUCUCGGUGUGGGACGACGGCAGCUCCCUCAACGGAGCUCUCCGCUCCCUGAAACAGCUAGAGUGCCAGCCCACGGAUGAGAGUGGCUCCGACUCAGAGGGGGCGGACAGCAGCAGCUCCUCGUACAGCUCCCUGAGCGACUUCGUGUCGGAGAUGGCCUCUUCGGACCUCUCACCCAGCCUCCACGACGUCUUCGGCUCCUACAACCGGCCGCACGUGGUGCCCCAAACCCUUUCCUCCAACCUGGAUCCCGCCCUCGUUUACCAUCCGCCCAGCAAGCUGCAGUACCCCGAAGGCAUUCAGGACGCCGCGGCUAGCAAAAAAGAGGAGGAGGAGGAGGACGAACGGGCCGACUCACCAGUCUCCUCCUCGUCCAGUCGCUCGGACCUCAGCUCGCCCAGUUUCAAUCGGGACUCGGAGUUCGACUUUCAGCCGAAGGGCAGCGCCCAGGCGGGAGUUCCUGGCCCGGGAGCCGGCGGAGGAGCUGGCUUCGAACUGGCCACACGGCUGGAGGCCACCAUCAAGUUGGCCAGCGUGGAACAAGAGGCGGAGCCGGAUACCAGAAGCUCCAAGGUGCCGCCGGGCAAGCUUCAGCGGCAUCCCAGCGAUUCGGAGCGACACGAAAAGAAGCUUCCGCCACCACUUACUCCGCCGAUCAAGCAGCCGGGUGUCAGCAACAUCCUGGCCAGGACGGGCAGCUCCGGAUCCAGUUCCAGCAGUCCGGGUCGCCAGAGCUCACAGAGUUCGCUCUUCGAGAACUUUGCCUCCCACGCCAAGGAGCUGGUGAGAGAGACGACGCGCCAGAGCAGUCAGGAGGGUCUCCUGGCGCACGUGGACAAGCAUGCGCAGGACGAAGAUCUUGACGACAAAAUGCGUCAUACCUUCGAAAAGUUCACGCUCCACGCCAAAAAGGCAGCCGGCGAGGCCUCCAAGCAGGCCCUGGAGGUGUCCAAACAGGCAGCAGGGGUGAGCAAGAACACCCUGGAGGAUCUCACCUACGUGGGAAAGUCCACCCUGGGCGAUCUGACGAAGACGGCCAAGGAGGCGGCUACCAAGAAGGGCAUCAUCAAAAUCGAGGAUCACCAUGGAGGGCCACCGUCUUCGCCGGUACCGGGGGGAUCUGUGCCUCCGUUGAAGGCUCCUCCCGGAUCCCAGCUGGCGACUCAGAAGCAGGUCCAGCAGAGCGGCGGCACCGGAGGCAACAACUUCUUCUCCUCCAUAGGCAGUGACUUCAAUGGGCUGGCCUCCUCCACCUCCACCAUGUUCUCCGGGAUGUUUGGCAAAAAGAACCAGCAGAAGCAGGCUGCAGUGCCUCACAAAGCACCAGUGCCCUCCGCAAAGGCUAAGACCGGAGGUCUUAACUUUGAUCCCUUCCCGGGCAGGAAGGGUUUGGUCGAGCGCACACCGCUGAUCAAGCACUCGGGUCCGCGACAGACCCAGGAGGAGCUGACUCGGCAACAGAACCAGGAGCGCUCGCACAGCAACGCAGAGAACCAGGCUUUCCUGAAGGACGUCACUAACCAGGUCCUGGCCGGUGAGGGGGUGGGCUGGCUGAAGCUGAACCGCUUCAAAAAACUGAUGGAGGACGAGUCCUACCGCACCCUGGUGCUCAGCAAGCUCAACAAGACACUGGACAAGAAGAUAGCGCCCGACGACCACAUCGAUGACGUGUGCGUCACCAAGCCCAUUUGGAAGGGAAUGCUCAAGUGCGUCCAGGCCAUAGCCGCUGGGUUGGACGUCACCUUCGGGAACUACGGCUUGGGCGGUAUGGCAUCCGUGUUCCAGCUGAUGGAGGUAGCCCACACCCACUACUGGAGCAAGGAGAUCAACGACGGCAGCGACAUGUCCUCCAGUCUUCUCUCCAGCCACGCGGCAAGUCCCAUGGGCAGUCGGGAGAACCUACGCUCCCCUAGCUCUCCCAACGGCUCCCAUUCCGGGCUGGGGAGCGAGUGGGCUUCGCCCCAGGAGUCGCGCAAGAGCUCCACCCAGCUGCCGCCCUCAGGAGCUGGUGCUGGAGGCACUCCGGCCGCCAACCGGCGCUUGUCCUCGGCGGACAGCCAGGACGGCCAGUCCACGACGGAGAUGUUCAAGGAUAUGCUGUCGCAGAAGAGAAGUGCCUUGAAGAACAUGCUCACCUCCUUCGACUCGGAUGCAGCCGGAUCUACGGGCGCGCUCUCCGUGGUCAGCGAUCUCCUCCCGACCGGCAGUCUGGGCGUCCGCUUGCCCUCCAGCUGCCGGUCCACCGUCUCGGACACCGAGUACGAAAAUACAACCACGUCAAAGGACUCAAAGAAGAGUACCGGAAACCUGUGGUCAGGCAAGUCAACACUGAGCGCCGGCUUCCGGUAUACGGGCGGACACCUGAUCAACACCUCGUCUUCGCCUUCUCCGGACAGUCCCCGGGUGUACCUGUUCGAGGGGCUACUGGGCAAGGACCGCCUGAAUCUGUGGAACCAGAUGCAGUUCUGGGAGGACGCUUUCUUGGAUGCAGUUAGCCAGGAACGUGACAUGAUUGGAAUGGACCAGGGCCCAAUUGAGAUGAUGGAACGGUACAAGUCCCUGAGCGAAUCGGAACGCAAGAGGCUGGAGCACGACGAGGAUCGCCUGCUCUCGACCAUGCUGUACAACCUGACGGCCAUCCUGGUGAUGCUGAACGUCAGCAAGGACGAGAUCCGGCGCAAGAUCCGCCGACUGCUGGGCAAGAGCCACAUAGGCCUGGUGUACUCGCAGGAGGUGCACAAUGUGGUCGAUCAAAUCAACAAUUUGAAUGGCAACGACAUUGACCUGAAGCCACUGGGCUCGCGGCUCCUUCACCGCCAGAGCUUCACCGUCCACCAGGGCACGGACGUGAACGGACCGCUCCGGUUCAUGGAAGUGCGGGACGACGGCCUGGUGCUCCGCUCGGUGGACGGUACCAUUGUGGAGCGCUGGUGGUACGAGCGGCUGGUCAACAUGACGUACUCUCCGAAGACCAAGCUGCUCUGCCUGUGGCGCCGCAAUGGGGGUCAGACCCAGUUGCACAAGUACUACACAAGGAAGUGCAAAGAGCUUUACAAUUGCAUAAAGGAGGCAAUGGAGCGCGGUGGCACGCCCACCAAUGUCCCCGAGCUGGGCGGCGAGUUUCCCGUCCAGGACAUGAACACGGGCGAGGGCGGCCUGCUGCAGGUGUGCCUCGAGGGUGUCGGUUUGUUGUUCUCCAACAGCAAGGAUUUCGAGUUCUUCGUUCGGCUGGACCACAUCCGCAAGUGCUUCACCCAGAAGGGCGGUAUCUUUGUGCUGGAGGAGUACAAUCCCAAAACGCGCAAUCUCAUCCAAAGGAAGUACCAGUCUAGCAUGUCCGAUCAGAUUUGCUACUCGGUGCUGUGCGUCUUCUCCUACGUGGCGGCUGGCCAGGACCAGAAGAAGAACCCGGUGGUCAUAACGCCCCAGAUCCAGGACAUCCACGCCCAGCAGAAGCAGAAGCAUCAGCAGCAGCAGCAGAAGCAGCAGCCCCAUCCCUCGCCGCAAUCUCAUCCAGGACCUUCAGCCGCGUCUACCCCGCCCCCUGUCCAAGCCAAACCCAAGGCCCAAGGAGGUACCGGAGGCAACAUCUCCAUACGGCAUACUGUGCCCAUGCAGAAGCCCACCAUCACCAUGUCCACGGUGCAGCCGCAGGCCAGGAUGCCCCUGCAAACAGUAGCUCCUCCCCCUGUGGCCGCCGCUGCGCCACCGCCGCCCGGAAAGCUGCCCCAGCUGCCGCCGCGAGUGCCCUCCCAACCAUCGACCGAGAGCCUGGCCUCCAUCAGCUCGCCGCCGCCCAAGCUCCGGACCGGACCCCCGCCAGCCAUCCCACCCCGCACCGGAGCCAUCGCCCGAAGCGGAUCGGUGCCGGCAGCCUCCCGGGCCUUCGUCCGCCAGGCUUCCGCCAACUCGACGCCGCCGCAGUACACACCACAGCCGCCGCCGCCCUUCGUCAUACCCAAGCGGCACGGAGGCGGCCUGGCCCGAGCCUCCACCUUGUCGGCGGCUCCGGCCUCCGCCUCCUCCGGCUCCCCCUUCGGGCACGCCCAUCCGCAGGCGCAGCAGCGCGCCAGCCAUGGCAGCGUCGCUGCCUCUGUGCUCCAGUCCAUGCCGGAGACGGAGCCCGGCUACGGAUCUGGAUCCGGCUCCGGUUCGAGUUCAGGCUCCGGCUCGGCCUCGGGCUCCAUUGCCAGCGCCUCCCCGCUGGCCCACCGCAAGCACUGACGAAGGAGUUCGUUCUUCAAGUUCGGAGGGGGUGCCGCCGCAGCCCCAGCCCCAGCGGGGGGCGGGGGUGGCGGACACAUGGGGGAGGAGCCGCACCCCCAUCCCCACCCCCGUCGCGAGGUGUGCCGCACCAUUUGCAUCCCGUGGCUGUGAUCGAAGAGGUCGCAGCCGCCGCAGGAGCCGUUCAGUUCGCGUUAACUUAGCUAGAAAAAGGCCAAACAGAAAGGACCUCCAGGAUAUCCUUGCAGUGGCUUAAAUACAGUAUAUUUGUUGUUGAGAAGUGUAGGUUUUAGUUAAUAACAAUAUUUUAUUCGAGGGGUAGACGAGUGUUCUUGUUGAGAGUUUUAAGAGUAUAUGUAGAGUUUCCAGAGCCUCCCUUUCGCUGCAAGGAGUCCGGAGGUCCUGUGGCGCAUUGUUUCCAUAUGCCAGUUAUGCUAUAUAUAUAUACAGUAAUGAACUAUAUUCGAUUCUAGCCAAAUCAUAUCAUUAGCCGCAUUAGCCGCUUCAGUCAGCUACUAAGCCCCAUAGACGAAUUGUUUCCUGCUAAGCUUUAAGGCAGAUGGCGCCACUGAGAACCACUUACUCGCUUUACCUACCUAUCUAUAGAUCAUAGUAGACACGGGGACUCGACUUUGGGAUCGGGGCAUAUUGUACAUAUGCCCAGCAGGGCACAAACCACAAACAGAAAUUGAAGGCAAUCUAGUUAGGGAUAAAGUAUCUACACCAGGUAGACCCAACACCCACAUCUUCGCUGUGUCUGUGUAUCUACGAUCAGAAAUCUAAACUUAAAUAUAAAUAAAAUUAUAUAUAUAUAUAUUUGUGGUAAAGGAAUUUAACUAGUUCUACAAUCUAAACCAAUCCAAACAGAAGAAGGGAAGAGGAGGUGGAAGCUUAAGGUAUUAGGCCCAAGGUCCUUGGGAGUAAGCGAGUUACACUUUUAAGGAAUUGUCAGGGAACACUAAGGACGAGGGGACUCCAAGGAGAGCAAUACGCAUGUCUGUCAUAUACAAUACAAGAUAUAUACUAUACAAUAUACUAUAUAAUAUACAUACCGAGUAAUAACUAUUUUUGUUUGCUGGUUCUGGAUGUUGACAAAAACAUUGUAAGAUUGUAAGGAUAAUCCAACAACAAUAGUGACUCUCCUGCGAGCACCCAUAAAAAUAUAAUAUACAUAUAUAUGGUACUUGACCUAAUCGUGUAUAUACCAACUAUAUGAUCGGUUGAUUGUAUUUUUCAAAGUUCAAACAGAAAUAAUAAACAAAACAAAGAAAGUGUG